Ceratitis capitata (Mediterranean fruit fly) is the source of this 690-nucleotide messenger RNA. RefSeq names its product mediator of RNA polymerase II transcription subunit 15. The record is from RefSeq and is a predicted model, not a curated record. The transcript has a single exon. NCBI's taxonomy places the organism in Eukaryota, Metazoa, Arthropoda, Insecta, Diptera, Tephritidae. Bases 1 to 690 code for a protein of 229 amino acids.
AUGGAGACAGCAGCAGCAGCAGGAGUAGCACUAGUAUUACAUCAACAACAGCAACAACAUCAACAACAGCACCACCAGCACCAAAAUGCGUUGGCUAUGGCAGCUUACAGCUGUCAACAACAUGAGUUGGCAGCAACAACAAGUGAGCUACCACAACAACCACCAGCAUCAAAUGCGAGUUGCGAGUUCAACUCGAGCAGAACCGUUAUGCCCACAUUUGCAUUUAACAGUAACUACAAUGCAGCAACAGCAGCUGCAACACCGUUAACGACACAACUAACGGCAGCCUCAACUGUUGCUAGCCCAGCAGCAGCAACGCAACUGGUGGCAAUUCCCUGUUCUGACGCACAGUGUAUAAUACAACAACAACAGCAGCAACAACUAACAGCACAUCAACAAUAUUAUUUGCCUGUUGCAGGGGCAGCAGCAACAACAGCGUUAUCGCAACAGCAACAAUUCGUUGGGCCAAUGCAAUUGCAAUUGCCGUUGGUGGAGCAGCAGCAAAAUCACCAACUGCAACAACAACAAUUGCUUGUGCAACAAUUUCAGCAGCUGCAGCUGCAGCAGCAACAGCAGCAUCAUCAAUCACAAUUCGCUGCCGCCCUCUUUGCCCCACAGCAACAGCAACAGCAACAACAGUUUGUGUAUUAUUAUCCCUACGAGCCCAACGCUGUUGUCUACAGCAGCUGA